This is a messenger RNA of Populus nigra (black poplar), 2535 nucleotides long. RefSeq names its product pentatricopeptide repeat-containing protein At5g42310, chloroplastic-like. The record is from RefSeq and is a predicted model, not a curated record. Gene Ontology annotation, molecular function: protein binding. Bases 92 to 2212 code for a protein of 706 amino acids. The transcript has 5 exons. Lineage: Eukaryota; Viridiplantae; Streptophyta; Magnoliopsida; Malpighiales; Salicaceae.
AAACCGGAUAAACCAGCACCUCUCGCUUCCCGUUAAGCCAUCUCUACCCUCAGCCUCUCUAUCACUCUCUCUCGGAAAAGAGAAACCUAAAAUGCUUCUGUUCCCGCAACCUCUCCCAAAUCGUUUUUCUUCAAUUUCCAUAACUUCUCCAAUCUUCCACCACCACCACAUCCUCCAACCACAACUCUCCGCCACUCCCACCACCACUGCCCUCACCGCCACAAAUCUCACCGACUCCUCCCUCCCUUACUCAAAACGACAUCACGAAACUUCACAAAAUGACAUCGAAGACUACUACAACGACGACGACGACGACAUUCUCCCUCUCCAAAGCCUCCGUUACGACUUCACUCCACUCAUCAACUACCUCUCCAACAAAAUUUCCACUUCCACCGACUCGGACUCCGACUCAGCCUCUCCUACAUCAUUAGACUCCACCGAGUUCCAACUCACCGAGUCAUACCGUGUAGUCCCUGGUCCACUCUGGCACUCCCUAUUAAAAUCUCUCUGUAGUUCCUCUUCCUCUAUUCCUCUCGCUUACGCUGUCGUUUCUUGGCUUCAAAAGCAUAACCUCUGUUUCUCUUACGAGCUGCUCUACUCUAUUUUGAUCCACGCACUUGGUCAGUCAGAGAAACUAUACGAGGCCUUUUUGCUCUCUCAAAAGCAAAAUUUGACUCCAUUAACUUAUAAUGCCUUGAUUAGCGCGUGUGCACGGAAUAAUGAUAUUGAAAAAGCGCUUAAUUUGAUAUGUAGAAUGAGGAAGGACGGCUAUCCUUCGGAUUUGGUUAAUUAUAGUUUAAUAAUUAGGUCAUUAAUGAAGAAUAACAGAGCAGAUUCUUCAAUUUUGCAAAAGAUUUACAGGGAAAUUGAUCGUGAUAAGCUUGAAGUUGAUGUGCAGUUAUGGAAUGAUAUUAUUGUUGGGUUUGCGAAAGCUGGGGAUUUAGAUAAAGCGUUGGAGUUUUUGGGUGUGGUGCAAGGAAGUGGAUUGAGUGUGAAAACUGCCACGCUUGUGACAGUGAUUUGGGGUUUGGGGAAUUGUGGUAGGACAGAGGAAGCGGAGGCAAUUUUUGAAGAAAUGAGAGACAAUGGAUUGCAACCGAGGACCAGGGCGUAUAAUGCACUUCUUAGAGGGUAUGUGAAAGCGGGUUUGUUGAGAGACGCAGAGUUUGUUGUUUCGGAGAUGGAGAGGAGUGGUGUUUUGCCAAAUGAACAGACUUAUAGUUUGUUGAUUGAUGCGUAUGGGAAUGCGGAGAGAUGGGAGAGUGCGAGGAUUGUGUUGAAGGAAAUGGAAGCAAGUAAUGUGCAGCCUAAUGCAUAUUUUUUUAGUCGGAUUUUGGCGAGUUAUCGGGAUAAAGGAGAGUGGCAGAAAACUUUUCAGGUUUUAAGGGAAAUGGAGGACAGUGGGGUGCGUCCUGAUAGGAUAUUUUAUAAUGUUUUGAUUGAUACUUUUGGCAAGUUCAAUUGUCUUGAUCAUGCCAUGGCUACCUUUGAUAGGAUGUUAUCGGAAGGGAUAGAGCCUGACACAAUUACUUGGAAUACACUUAUAGACUGUCAUUGUAAGGCAGGGAAGCAUGAUAGAGCGGAGGAGUUGUUUGAGGAAAUGAUGGAAAAAGGCUACUUGCCUUGUAAUACUACAUUUAACAUUAUGAUUAAUUCAUUUGGGGACCAGGAGAGAUGGGGCGAUGUGAAGAAUUUGUUGACAAAUAUGCGGAGUCAGGGUUUAUUGCCUAAUGCCGUGACAUAUACUACCCUUAUUGAUAUUUACGGGAAAUCAGGUAGGUUUGAUGAUGCAAUUGAGUGCGUGGAUGAUAUGAAGGCUGCAGGACUGAAACCAUCCUCUACUAUGUACAAUGCUUUGCUAAAUGCCUAUGCACAGAGGGGUUUGUCUGAUCAAGCUGUAAGUGCAUUUUGGGCAAUGAGGGAUGAUGGCCUAAAGCCUAGUCUCUUAGCUCUCAAUUCGUUGAUUAAUGCAUUUGGAAAGGAUAGGAGGGAUGUUGAAGCUUUCGUAGUGCUGCAGUACAUGAAGGAAAAUGAUUUGAAGCCAGAUGUGGUUACUUAUACAACACUUAUGAAAGCUCUGAUUCUUGUUGAGAAGUUUGAUAAGGUGCCAUCUGUGUAUGAAGAAAUGAUUUUGUCUGGGUGCACCCCAGAUAGGAAAGCCAGAGCAAUGUUACGCUCUGCUCUGAAAUACAUGAAGCAAACACUGGAAUAGUAGAUGAGAAGCCCAAGCUAUCCAGCCAUACAAAAUACAAGAUCGUUAUUACAUCCGAAGUUGCUUCCCUGUUCAAGGAAAUGCUUCAUACGUGCAUCCCCACAUAACUUGGAAAGGGUUUCUGCUUCAGGAGCAAAUGAUUGUCUGCAUCCAUGAUGAAGAGUUACCUACUUGAUAUCAAAACACAGGAUUUGAGGAAACCUCCUCCCAACUGUACAGUUCUUAACAUUCUUGUCACAGCUCCUGAGUUGUAUUCUAUAAUUGCAUCAGUUCUAAUCAUUCUUUUAUCCUAAUGGAAAUAUAGGUACUGCUAUUCAAUUGAA